Pieris napi is the source of this 6220-nucleotide messenger RNA. RefSeq names its product disintegrin and metalloproteinase domain-containing protein 11 (gene mmd). Lineage: Eukaryota; Metazoa; Arthropoda; Insecta; Lepidoptera; Pieridae. Gene Ontology annotation, molecular function: metalloendopeptidase activity. The record is from RefSeq and is a predicted model, not a curated record. Gene Ontology annotation, biological process: membrane protein ectodomain proteolysis. The coding region runs from base 16 to 3768 and encodes 1250 amino acids. The transcript has 25 exons.
GCAGUGCGGCGCGGCAUGCGGCCCCGCCCGCUGCUGCUGCUGCUGCUGCUGGCGUUGUUGCGCGCGCACGGCUUGCUCGCCACCUCCGGAGAAGAUUACACAGUGGACGAUUCAUUCUGGAAUGAAGAAAACCCAAUUGAAGUGGAGCGUCUGCUCCGCGAGUACACGCAAAAUCAGGAGCUGGUGAGAAAUAUAGGCGCGCAUUACUACCAGAUAAUCUACCCUGUGCAGCUCCGACACCACGAGAAAAUGGGGAUCUCCACGCGGGAAGUCAACACCCCUAAGGGACGAUAUGGACCGGACUACCAGGGUGUUAGCCGACCACGAUCAAGGACCGGCAAACACUAUCACCGCACUUCGCUUCUAAUCAAAGCGUUCAACCACAAAUUUAGACUGGAUCUCGAGCUUAACACGCAACUUCUGGCGCCAAACCUCCGUCAAACCAUCUACCAUCCAAAUGGAGCUGAAAGUGAGAUAAGAACGGAAAUCGAACACUGCUACUAUCACGGGACAGUUAAGGACUAUCCCGGUGCUUCGGCCGCAUUCCACACAUGUAAUGGUGUGUCGGGAGUCAUCCACAUCGGGAAUGAGACGUUCGUCAUACAUCCCUUCUACGGCGGUGAUCUCUCGAAGCACCCUCAUGUUAUCUUUGAGGCGCGAACCAAGAUGAACCGGGGCUGUGGCAACAAACUCGAGUACAGACAAAAGACACACCGAUCUAAGAACUUCGCUUACGUGGAGGCCCCUCUAAUGGAAAACCAUGGAGCUUUGCACUCAGACCUUCUCUCCUGGCAAGAAUGGAUCGAGGCAGGCCGGCGUCUCCGUGAGCGUCGAGACGUCCGGGAAACCACCAAGUACAUUGAGACGGCUCUUGUCAUUGACAAGUACAUGUUUGAGAAAAGAAACGGAAGUACGCGCACCGAGGUCGUUCAUGACGCUAUUCAAGUUGCCAAUAUUGCGGAUCUGUACUUCCGUACAUUGAACACUCGAGUGUCAGUGGUGUAUAUCGAGUCGUGGCAAAGCGCAGACCAAGCAGACCUAGACCGGAAGUACGACAUCACGCGAGCCAUUCAAAAGUUCAGCGACUACUCCGCCCGGAAACUGUACAAAAUUGAAAAGGACACCACGCAGCUACUGUCCGGACAAAUGUUUCCUGGAGGCGAAUCGGGCAUAUCAGUGCCCGAUACAAUGUGCACACCGAAAUCUGUCGGCAUAUCCGUGGACUACAACACUUAUGAACCCCAUAUCUUGGCAGCUACCAUGGCCCACAUGAUUGGUCAUAAUAUAGGUAUGGGUCACGACGAUGGCCGAGAACAAUGUUUCUGCCGGGACUGGCAUGGAUGCAUCAUGUCUCAAUCUAUAGUUGGUCUGGAGAAUGUCCAGCCAUACAAAUUCUCAGACUGCUCCAGGAACGACUACAUGAACGAACUUAGGAUUGGCCAAGGGCUGUGUCUACUUAACAAACCAAAUGAGUUGGUUGUACAUCGUCAAUGCGGCAACGGUCGUCUGGAUGAAGGGGAAGAUUGCGACUGCGGAACCAUCGCCGAGUGCCAGAACACGAACCCAUGCUGUGACCCCUUCACCUGCCGCCUUACAAAGGAAUCCCAGUGUGCUUCUGGCGAGUGCUGCGAUAAGUGUCAGCUAAAACCCCGAGGCAUUGUAUGUCGGGACUCCACCAACGAAUGUGAUCUAGAAGAGACCUGCACUGGCUUAUCUGGUGCCUGCCCAAUUGAUUCAUACAAAAAGAACGGCGAGGCAUGUGAAGCUGGCAAGGGGUAUUGUUUCGCGGGACAGUGUCCCACUCUCUCCCUGCAGUGUGAGAAGAUCUGGGGACCUGGGACCAUCGGGGCUGACAAGCAAUGUUUCGAGCAAUUCAAUUCGAAAGGCGCAGUGACUGGACACUGCGGGAAAGACAGUGGUGGAAAUUAUAUCAAAUGUGACAUGGAAAACGUUCGAUGCGGUUCACUUCAAUGUCAAUUGGGAAAUAGAUACCCAAUAGUGCCCGGGAUGGACGAAUACUACACAAGGACAGUUAUCACAAUCAAAGGAAAUGAAUAUGACUGCAAGGCAACUACAGGUCUACUAGAACACGAGGAAGUGGGUCCACUAGGGCUGGUACGGGACGGCACACCUUGUGGAGACAAUCUGAUCUGCGUCAACCAAACCUGCACUUCCAUCUUCCCCUUCAUCGAUCACACCAAGUGUCCUACGGAUCACAACAACCACGAGUGCUCUGGAAGAGGGCUAUGUUCCAACAUGAACAAGUGUGUGUGCAACCGCGGGUGGACAGGACCAGAUUGCUCUCAGCCCGACGCGUUGCCACCCCUUCCCACAGCCUGGGUACCAGAAAACUCUACCAAGGCCGCCUACAAUAUGACAAAGAAGGAAACGCCGUAUGAGAACUACCACGGCUCAAACACGGUAUUCCUCGUGGCGGUCCUCAUGUCUGUGGUAGGGGGGGUAUUCAUAGUAUUUGCCCUGAGCGCUCUCUGCUACAGGUCAGUCGUAGUACACAAAAACUUCUCCCUGUGCCUAAGGAAAAAGAGCACGCUGCCGAAAUAUGACCCUCCGUAUGUCAAGAAACCUAUCGCUAAGAGCUUCGCGGGCGGAUCUACCACAUCCAACAACUCGCAAGAGGAUAUCUCCAUGGAGACCGGGAAGUUACAUUCUUUCAACAACACGUUCAGCCGUGGCGACUCGCAGCGCGUUAUCUUCAGACAGGGCAAUCACAUGUCUGGUGCUGGUGGCGCUGGCCGAUAUCCAGACCACAAUAAGAUGAAGCGCGUCCAUUCUGGUAGUGAAGAUGACCCAACACAUUCGGGUGAAGAAGAUAUAGCAUUUAUUGACGUGACACCUGGUAAUAUGUCAAAGCUGCCAGAGAAAGGUAUUCUUAAGAAGCACGGCUAUGGAGCUAUAGAUGGUAAAGAUAAAUGGGGAGACGACUCACAAUCUGAACAUCUGGAGGCAGGUUCCCAGUCAGAUGGCCAGGAACCUGCUGGAGCUGUUGCUGAUAUGGAAUACAAGUUUAAGGAUUUAAACGGCUACCACGAGAAUAUAAUUGAAGCAUUAAAAACAGCAGCGGCUCAUCGUGCCUCAGGUGCCUCGGGAUCGGGAGACCUUCAUGCUUUACAGGACUUCGUAUACAAAAGGGAGAGGGCACCCAGUGCUGAAAAGAUUCAUGAGGCAGAGUUUAGAAGGCAAAGGGGUGAGGAGGAGGAAGAUGACCCACCACCAUGCGUACCUUUUCGCAUCAGAAACUUGGAAGACCUCAUCCGGCAAUUGGAACAGCACUCCAGUCGGCACAUGAGCCCCUCUGGUUCCGAAGAUAUCAGGAUGUCAGAGACUGAAGCUGAUAGACAUUAUAGGAUUGAAGAUGUGCCACCGCGGUCGGCCGAUAGUCGGUGCCGUGGUCGUCCUCCACCGGGCGAGGAAGAGACGCGCUUUAGCUACAGAGGCUUCCGGGGCAGCGGGCGGCACCACUCAGCCAUAUUUGCUGCACCCGCUCCGGGCUUGCUUGCGCACGCGCACGCGCCACAUUCGCACUCGGCGCAUCGCGUCCCACCCGACGACGACGCUCUCUACGAGACGGCCGACGCUGAACGACUCAGGGACGCACCCGAUAGCGAAAGUGAUGAAUUUAUUCAAGCUCAACAACAGUUAGCCCGGUGGGCGAGUGAAGAGACGGUGGCCGCGCGGGAUUACUUCCCAUCGCCAGUCGGCAGCUCAGCCAGCGACCGCCCCGCCGCAUUCCCGGAGUACAAUCACUGACCCUGCAAUAUCGACACCGCUAGCUUAGGACGCACAUAGUGAAUGCGCAUGUGAAUACGUAUUAAUCGUUAGAUUGUCAAUGUACAUAUAUCAUAAAGUGCACGUUAUGAUAUGACUGAAAUAUUUAGUUUAGCGUUACGCCCCGAGCGUGCCCCGCGGCGGCGUCGUUCGUGGAGCGAUGUUAUGUUCGUUUUAAAUCGAUACGCUUUAUGUCUAACGCGCCGCGCGCGACGCCACCGCGGCCGAGUGUAUGUCUAGAGUAAGUGACUAAUUGUUCGAUGGAUGUAGCUGUAAGUGCGGUGCCGAGGUCCUUGUCGCGUCGAGCUCGGCACUUGUGAAGACGAGCUCAACUAUCCGCUACUUAGAUAGGCGUUUAACAAAUUACAUAAAUGUACACAAGCGAAGCUUUAACGUGUCACGAGUUAGUUGGAUUGAUAAGGUUGAAGCGCGAGCUCGGCGACGUGUAGAUCUGUGAGUUGUUUGGUUCGUCGCAGCACGAAGGCGGGCAGCCGUCCCCGGAGAGUCAGUCAGUCGCUAUCAUACCGCAUCACCUCUCCGACAAACAGCCCACUUCGCGAGGUUUAACUUAUUGACACUGGAUAUUUCGAUUGUCUCUUUCGUUUCGGAUUCUCAAAGGCGUUAACGUCACUCUAGCAACUAGUUUGAAAUUCAGAGAUCUCGCAACACCAUGCACUAUAAAGUUUUUGUAUCUAGUCUAUUGCGUACACAUGUUCUAAAUAGGUUACGUUAAUGUGAAUAAAAGUUAUUUCGGAUUUUAUCAGAACAUAUAUUGUACCUGUAUAUGUAUAUUAUUAUAAUUGUAUCUAUUAAAUUUAACACGAAUUUACCCAAACUUGUGGAAGAUGUUGUACACAUACUGACGAAACGUCACGACUCGAAGCGUUUUUUAAUAGAAACGCGAAAUAGAUUAGUUUUAGGUAUUUAAAAUCAAAUAUUACCGAUGGAAGUUAUAGUUCGAUUGUAGUUUAAUAUGUCAGAAGAGUCUCGGUGCUUCGUCAGGGAUGGUCCCUAUAUGUUAUAGUUUUUCUGUUUUAAUUUAUUGUGACAAUUUAGGUCGUUAUCGUUUCAUUCGCGUUUACGCUAGGUUAGGUGGCUUCGCCACGUUGUAACUAGUAGUUAAAGUAAAAUCAAUGAAUAGACAUCAACAAUUCGUUUAACUUCAAUGUGGAUGAAUCGUCGUCUGUGCGGCUUUUUUAUAACUAAGAUGAUGUGCAGUAUGCCCGUUUCGAGCUCAAUACACUUACUUCUUCAGUGGAUUAAAAAAGCUGUACUGACGUAUUUCGUUAAAUAUACAAACGAUGUUGAGCCUGAGGGUCUCGAUUUUAAGUAAUUAAUCUUAUAGGUAAUGGUUAUAAUGUGUAAGUCUAAAUAGUAAAAUAUUAAUUCGUACAGGGUAGUCAUAAAUGCAAUACUCUGUGACUGGGCGUGGCACUUGCUCUCGUGUACGAGUGAUCAGAUAUUCUACACUUUAAACUAAGAUAAAACUCGAUAUCGAGAGAAAAUUAAAUUGCAUCAAAUAAAUAACAUCUCUAAGUCUGCAUGUUUAAAUGAAUAUCUAUCACUAUCGCGUAUUUAAUAUUGGUAAAGCGUAUUGUCGACACGUCGCGCCCAGUCGGCGUCGCGUGCGCGAAUCAUUCGAAACAUCCGUGCGUGCGGUCGAGACCUAAGACGGUAAAUACGGGUAUAGUUUAUUACGAUACCAAUAUUACUUCUUACUCUGCAUUAAGUCCAAAACACUGCCAGAGACAGUGAGGUAAUUAAUAAGUAUCACGUAAUUAUUUGUAGGCAUGAAAAAUUUUGGUAAGACGCUCAAUUUCCAGUCGUGUGUAUGUAAUUUUAAACCGUUGUUGUAUAAUUUAAAUAGUAAUUGAUGUGUAUAAGAAAAGUAGAUAACACUUACCUUAGGUAGGAAAAAAACAACAGUUUAUAUUGGUUGUACGAUUACCUAUGUCUAUAGAAAAUUCACUCUGAGAAACAGUUGCUAAGAGUUCAGACUUCAGUUCAUUAAAAAAGAAUUUAGCUAAAGUAUUCAUCGUUUGAUUACAGCGGGGAAAUACAAUAUUAUAAGUUAAAAUUAGAAAAGGGAACGUCGUAAUUUUGCACACUUCACAAAUAUAAGGCACUGCUUUUGACGAUCAAUUUUGCUGGUAAUUUUUUUUUUUUUUUUUAGAUUUUUAAAUAACCGUUUAGUUACAGUUAUUUUAAUUCGCUAAUAUGCAGUCGUCCUCAGUUGUUUUAUUUUAUAAAAGUACAGGUGUUUAGCAGAGACAUUCUUAAAAUAAAAUAUCGUGUUAGAUGUCUGUUUACCAUUAAAAUCCUCUGUAUAUUAUCUAUAUCGUUAUCUUCUGUCGUGUGUAGUCUGUGUGACCGACCGCACUCGCGUGUCGCGCGGGCCUAAAACGUCAAUUUGCGGACGCCGUUUACCGCCAUU